Molecule: messenger RNA, 1206 nt
Organism: Chanos chanos (milkfish)
Lineage: Eukaryota; Metazoa; Chordata; Actinopteri; Gonorynchiformes; Chanidae
Gene: stac
Product: SH3 and cysteine rich domain
Exons: 12
Coding region: 1-1206 (401 amino acids)
Biological process (GO): skeletal muscle contraction; positive regulation of voltage-gated calcium channel activity; positive regulation of protein localization to plasma membrane
Molecular function (GO): transmembrane transporter binding
Source: RefSeq, a predicted model, not a curated record
AUGAUUCCCCCGGUGAACAUGCUGCAGGGAGAUAGUAUUGGUAAAGAAAAUGAACGUGACCAGCAUGACAUGCCUCAGUCUCCCUCGUCCAUCAGUCAUCAAGAAUCAAAGCUGCAAAGACUGAAACGCUCGCUCUCCUUCAAGACCAAGAGCCUCCGCAGCAAGAGCGCCGACAACUUCUUUCAGAGGCCCAGCAGUGACGUCAAGUUCCAGACAGAGCACCUGUCAGAUAUCACACCCUCACUGAUCCCAUGUCUAGUGCCUACGUCAUUGUGUUCCCCAACCCACACUCCACGCCAGCCUGACCCCACCGCUCACAGCUUCUUGGAGCACAUCUUCAAGAAACCCACCUUCUGUGACAUCUGCAACCACAUGAUAGUAGGCACCACUGCCAAGCUGGGCCUGAGAUGUAAAGCCUGCAAGAUGAGCAUACACCAUAAGUGUGUGGACGGCGUGGGCCAGCAACGAUGCAUGGGCAAGCUGCCUAAGGGUUUUCGGAGGUACUACAGCUCCCCUCUUCUCAUUCAGGAACAGUUUGGCUGCAUUAAAGAGGUCAUGCCAAUCGCUUGCGGGAGUAAAGUGGACCCUGUUUAUGAGGCGUUACGGUUCGGGACAUCACUGGCACAGAGGACCAAGAGGACAAGUGGCUCAGAGUCCCCACACAGAAACUCAACCAGUGACCUGGCACAGGUGCCAGAGGAGGCUGUAGCCCAUAGCAGUCAUGCUCAGCUGACCAGAAAACACAGUGAUAAUGUUUUUACACCCCUUGAGAAUGGAACAGAGCAUUUCCAUGUGGCAGAACAGAAGCCUGAGAACUCACCGGCAAGGAGAGCACUGCGAAAGGACUUACUGCAACUCAACACCUACGUGGCCUUAUACAGAUUUACCCCUCAGGACAGUCAGGAUCUGGAAAUGAGGCCUGGGGACAGAAUUGUUCUAGCAGAUGACUCCAAUGAUGAUUGGUGGAAGGGUGUUAUUGAAGACAGGAUCGGUUUCUUCCCAGCUGCGUUUGCACACCAGGUGAGGGCUGGUGACAGAGUGUUCAGAUGUAUCCGCACUUUUAUUGGCUGCAAGGAACAGGGCCAGAUCACUUUGAAGGAAGGACAGAUUUGUGUGAGUGGUGAGGAGGAACACAACGGCUUCAUUCGAGUGGCCAGUGGAAAGAAGAGAGGAUAUGUGCCCUGUGACAUCCUGGAGAAUAUCUGA